CGCUUAUCUCUACAAACUUGCAAUCUGCAGAGCUUUCAAAAUUGAGCAGGAAGGUCUGCCUACAGAACGUAGGAUUCGAAUUGGUAGGAAACGGCGGCUUCUCCUUGCAUUCUUCUUCUGGAUCUUGCUCGUUCAGAGUUCUCUCAGGUUCUCCACCAAUGUUCCGCAGGUGCAUCACUUUUUGUGCUUCGUUGUGAGGGAUUCCUCCCACCAUUCGUUGCAACCAUGUCGCCACGAGCAGGGCAGACUCCUAGUGGGAGAAGCGGGGCUGAACUCAGGAUCUGGCACCCUCAGACUUGCUGUCACCUACUUGUUGUGCUGCUCGGGUUGAGUUAUGGCAGCGGUGUGAACGGGCAGACCUUUCAAAAUUUUGCGUCCUGCCCCUCUGGUUGGACUCAGACUUCAAAUGGCGGCUGUCACUUACUCGUCAAAAACUCAUCCCGAGUCUCAUGGGACGUCGCGGAGCAGCACUGUGUGAAUGAGGGGGGACACCUGGCGUCGGCAUCCACGCUCGGAGAGUGGCAGGACAUCAAUGCCACGUGUGCGGGCAGUGCGCAAACGGACUGCUGGUUUGGGGUGCGCCAGCUGGCGGACCAGGCCCUGCCGAGUGCCGGGUGGUAUUGGCAGGAUUGCAUGGCCCAGAAUUCGGUCUCCUGGGACCUCAUGAACCGGAAGUCGGUCGUCCGGUGGCGCGGCGUUGAGACCGGGGUUGCCAGCACAGCCGAGCCAAACGAUUACAACAGCGCCGACGGAAGCUACGGUGUCGAGCGCAACAACGAGAACUGCGCCAAGUGGCAGAACGGCCAGAUACUGGACUAUGCAUGCAGCUCAGUGCUCCCAAUCUCCCCUACCGCUUACGUCUGUAGCAAGUCCCGAUACUGCGGCAUCAACGCCACCUCCGUCAGCAGCGGCAGCGGCUCCUCUGCCACGUGUUCCUGCGCGUGCCUCCCCGGAUUUGCGGGGGACGGCCAAAACUGCCGGCCGUGCGACCCGAACGCGACACCUGUCACGUCCAAGAGCGCGAGCGCCGCAGAGACGAGUGCCAGCUGUCUCUGCCGGAGCCCUUACGUGGGCAACGGCUUCACGUGCCAGCUGUCCGGCUCGGCGAACCUUUCUCUUGCUUUUCCCUCACCCCCCCGGAACGUGUGCUCGACGUCCCUCGUCUCAAGCGCCCCCGCGGGCAACAUCGUCUACAACGACUUCUCCAGCGGGAUUCCGUUCAACUGGUUCUGUCCGUUCUGUUCCGGCGGCCUGACCAACCAGACGGACUCCACUGGAACCUACGUGGUGGCAAGUGCUGCCGCCAGGGGAGGUCGGGUCGAUGCGGCUGUGGGGGUGCAAGUCAAUAACCUGCAGGCGAAUCAGAGCCACUAUUUUAGCGCAUGGGUGCGCACGAGGAACGCGGUGAACCAGACCAACCGCGGCGUGAUCAUCUUCGGGAGCAACACUCUGGCGGCGGGCAGCUUCCAGGGGGGUCCCUUUUGCAUGGCGCCCGUGGCGCUGAUCCAAAACGACUGCUGGUCUCUCAUUAUGGGCGCAUUCACACCGCCCACCAGCUCGCAGAUGAUCCGUAUUGGCGUUGCGGACACUUCUGCGGACAUCCACGUGCACGGCGUGUCCGUCGUUCCACGCAGCACGUCCGAUAUCAUCAAAGCGCAGAACGCAAGCAUAGAUCAGUGGCGCAAGGCACCCCUCCAGCUGUCCUUCCGCCGGAACGGAGCCCCCGUGGCCGGAACGUUCGACUUGGAGCUUGUCCGUGCGGGCUUUCCAUGGGGCAUCCAGGACCUCGACACGAAAGUGGUGACGGACUCGGCGCUGCAAAACUUUGUGUUCAACACGUUCAAGGCCAGUGCUGUGGCGCAGGGAUUGUCGGGCUGGAUCACUGACGAGCCGGCGCCGAACACGCUUAACUACGCCGGCAACGAGCCGUUCAUUGCCUGGGUGCAAAGCUCGAACCUGUCCCUAUGGGGACCCCAGAUUGUGUGGGAUGACCUCAACAACGGGAUCCCCCAAUGGGUGCAGCAGCAAGUGGCGGCCGGGGGCAACCUCGACGCGCUGAUCGCGCAGCGCGCAAUCAGGGCCAUGAACGCGGCGGACGGUCGUUACGUCACUGUGACGGUGGACAAUGAGGGCAUCCACAAUACGUACAUCCCCAGAAACGCCAACGGGAUAGACAGCAUCGUCGAGAUGUUCACUACGGUCCGUUCCGCCGACCUCGCAAUCGGCCACAACACGCCCAUCACCUUCAACGAGUACAAUGUCGGCGAGAGCUGCUACUACAACUUCCCACUUCAAAACGGCGGAGACCCCGUAUCUCCUGACAACUACAUCGACCGGAUCAACUUCCUGAACGCUCAGGGGGCGGGCCAGCUGGUGAAUGUAGCGGGGCUGCAGUUCCAAAUCACGCCCAACGAGAACGAGGCGCAGCGCAUGAGCAUCGGCAUCGACUACAUCCACAACCGCACGGGCCUUCCCAUCCAAGUCACUGAGUUCAACGUCAACGUCGGGUUCGGCAACGGUUACCCCUUCGACCGCACCUACCAGGCAAACAUCGUCGAGACAUCGCUCCGGCAGCUCUUCGCCAACCGCCACGUGUCAGCCAUCAUGUUCCAGCACAUGGUGCCGUACCCGUGGGGCGGCGAUUCGGACGCCACGUGCGGACCGUGCAUGUUCGCUUCGGACACGUACGCGCCAAAUGCGGCGGGGCAGCGGUACCUCAAGCUGCGGGACGAGUGGACGACGCGGGUUACGGACGGGGCGGUUAGCAGCCAAGGCAGCGCUGCGCCGAUGCGCGUGUUCCACGGAACCUACAAGGUUACUUUGAAGGACUCCAACGGGAAUGCUUCCCCGAGUCAGACAAUCACGGUCUACAACGAUAAUGGCGCCAACACAACGCAGGCCUUCGUUGUCAACGUUUAAGUCGUUUGUGCUUCACGAGAUUACGUCUCAUUUUUGUAGUCUAUUGCAUUGGAAGAGGUAACUUAUUCUUGGUUAGAAUAUGGAGGUAAAAAUAAACCGGGAGAUCAAAAGCGUAUUUGCUUGCUUGAGGUGAUAUUUUGCACUCGUCGAAAUGGAAUUGGGUCCGCUUAGUCUGCACGGAUCGUUCAGAUAAACGUCGCGCACUGUAAGGUGAAAUGAAUUGAGGACAUUGGCUUUAGUUUGCAAUCAGGGUUUCUCAUAAGGUUUGUUUUUGGAUCAAGGAGGAGAUUGCUUAGCAGAGUUACGUAACUAGGUCCAUCCCAUGAGGUGAAGCUCCGAAAGUUUGUACGAUAAAUAAGUUAUGCGUUGGAAUCAUAACAGCUCUAGGAUUGGAAGGGCUACAUAUAUCCGAAAUUCCAACAUCAUCUUCGGCAGGA
Klebsormidium nitens is the source of this 3356-nucleotide messenger RNA. Lineage: Eukaryota; Viridiplantae; Streptophyta; Klebsormidiophyceae; Klebsormidiales; Klebsormidiaceae. The record is from the annotation of a GenBank genome assembly.